Messenger RNA from Fomitopsis serialis, 1362 nucleotides. RefSeq names its product MFS general substrate transporter. Lineage: Eukaryota; Fungi; Basidiomycota; Agaricomycetes; Polyporales; Fomitopsidaceae. Gene Ontology annotation, cellular component: fungal-type vacuole membrane. The record is from RefSeq and is a predicted model, not a curated record. Gene Ontology annotation, molecular function: transmembrane transporter activity. Gene Ontology annotation, biological process: transmembrane transport. The transcript is spliced from 10 exons. Bases 1 to 1362 code for a protein of 453 amino acids.
AUGGAUGUGAUGCCCCCCCAAUCAAGCGUACAUGAGAAGACCGUCGUCGAGGGAUCUGAGACAUUGGCGAAGCUCAGUCCAAGUAUGCUUGAUCAGCCGACAUCCGAGGAAGUAUCUGCUACCACACAGGCAGCCAUCAUACCUGACGGUGGAUUGCAGGCUUGGCUGUCCGUUUUUGGAGGAUGGCUUGUGUCGUUCUGUACGUUUGGGUUCGCGAGCUCGUUCGGAGUGUUUGAAGCAUACUAUGUCAACGCGGGCACAUCGUCUUCGUCGAAUAUCAGCUGGAUAGGCUCCCUUCAGCUGUUCUUCCUGUUUGUUCUGGGGUUUCCCGCAGGCAAGCUCUUCGAUGAAGGAUACUUCCGCCUCGAGAUGGCAGUUGGGACAAUUCUCGUCAUCUUUUGCAUGAUGAUGCUCUCCCUCGCAGACCCGAUGAAGUACUACCAGAUCAUCUUGUCCCAAGGCAUCGGCAUUGGCUUCGGGUCUGGCUUGCUCCUGGUCCCCGCGCUCUCCGUUCAAUCUCACUACUGGCGCCGUCACCGUUCCCUCAUGAUGGGCCUCGUGCUCAGCGGCGCUUCUUUUGGGGGUAUCGUUUAUCCAAUCAUGCUCAACCAGCUCUUCAAAAGCAUCGGCUUCGCGUGGGGUGUGCGCGCCGCGGGGUUCAUCACGCUUGGAAUGCUCGUCGUCGCAAAUUGUGUGCUCCGCACUCGCCUACCGAGCGCGAGGCAGCGGCGGAAGGCUGCUGGCGGAAAUGACCUUCCGAAGCCAAAAAUACGGGACAUCCUGACAGACGCUCCGUAUCUGUGGUUGAAUGUUGGCGCCGUUCUCUGUCUUCUAGGCGUGUUCCUACCCUAUUUCUACCUUCAGCUAUGGGUCAACAAACACAGGCUUUCGGAGACGCUCGCGUUCUACACGAUCGCGAUCCUCAAUGCGUCCUCAAUCAUCGGUCGGACAAUUCCUAACGCCAUCGCUGACCGCGUAGGAACCCUCAACAUCAUCACGCCCCUCGCGGGAAUAACCGGUGCGCUGGUCUUCGUCAUGUUCGCGGCGACAACUCCCGGAGCCGUCAUCGUCUUCACCAUUCUGUAUGGGGCAUUUUCGGGUGGUCUCAACGCGAUGUGCCCGCCCGCAUUCGCUUCUAUGUCUCGAAGCCCUGAUGAAAUUGGCAUUCGUAUAGGCUUGGGAUACUGGUUCUGUGGGUUCGCAAUGCUCACAGGGUCCCCCAUCAGUGGCGCGCUCUUAGGCCCGCAAGAUGACUGGACGAAGCCGAUCAUCUUCAGCGGUGUUGUUAUGCUCGCAGGCACUGUGUGUCUAGGAUACGCUAGGGUACUCGCUGUAAGGAGGAAAGGAACACAGCGAGUUUGA